This is a messenger RNA of Rhipicephalus microplus (southern cattle tick), 973 nucleotides long. Its product is annotated as (3R)-3-hydroxyacyl-CoA dehydrogenase. Gene Ontology annotation, biological process: fatty acid biosynthetic process. NCBI's taxonomy places the organism in Eukaryota, Metazoa, Arthropoda, Arachnida, Ixodida, Ixodidae. The record is from RefSeq and is a predicted model, not a curated record. Gene Ontology annotation, molecular function: oxidoreductase activity, acting on the CH-OH group of donors, NAD or NADP as acceptor; quinone binding.
UUAAUUUCUUCACAAAUGCUGCUUCAUGUUGUUCGGGCACAUUCUGCAACGAUACGUUUGACGUCCCGAAUAGUUGGCACUGGUUUCGGCUCUUACACAAGUGCUUUAGAGGUCUCGCACCCAGCUUUUCCUGUUAGCAGACUGAAUAUGUCACUGCGCGGUCGUCUAGCCCUGGUGACCGGAGGAGCAUGCGGCAUAGGCAAGGCCACUUGCCACGCCCUGGCCGCCCAAGGAGCCAGCGUAGUGGUCGCCGAUGUCGACCUGCACGCUGCUCAGGUCGUGGCGGCAGAGUUACCCGACACUGCUACCCACAGAGCAGCUUUCGUGGAUGUCAGUGACACGAUUUCAGUGGAAAAACUGCUCGCCGAUAUCAAGGAGACCGAACACCUUCCCGUCAGCAUCUUGGUGAACAGCGCUGGCGUAGCCAAGCAUUCGUCAAUUGUUGACACGACGGACGAGGAGUUUGACCAAGUAAUUGGGGUCAACCUGAAGGGCACGUUUGUAACGUCAAGAGCCGUCGCACGGUCCAUGAUCGCCUCCGGCGUCAGGGAUGGAGCCAUCGUGAACUUAUCGAGCCUCGCAGGCGUCGUUGGACUUGCCGGCAUGGCGGCGUACAAUGCAUCCAAGGGGGCUGUCGUGGCUUUGACCAAGGCGGUGGCUCAAGAUCUGGCACCGCACGGCAUCCGCUGCAACGUAGUGGUGCCGUCGUUGAUCGAGACACCGAUGAUCGGCGUGCUGCCACAAGAGGUUCAGAGAACGCUAGUGGCCCUCACGCCUCUGCGCAGAGCGGGUAAGCCGGAGGAAGUGGCCGAGGUCAUCCUGUUCCUCUGCUCCCCGAACAGUUCCUACGUGAGCGGAGCUUCACUUGAUGUUACCGGCGGAAUCGUGCCAUGAAGGACUUUUUCGUAUGUCCAGUCACGACGGCAAGUCCUUCUAUCAAAACAUUAAAGCAUUCAGCCUGAACUCAAACGAA